AGUGAAUCUAUGAAUGAUGACCUAAGUUCUGAAAGUGACACUAAAGAAGUAUACAUUUCAAGUGAUGAUAUGGUCGAUAGUACUGAAUGGUCUAUUGAUUCCUGUGAAUUUGCUUUGGAUGGUAACAUAGAUACAAGUAAUGUUGAACAACUUCUUGAUAUAUCAGUUGACAUUGAUACAGACAAUGUUGGAAUUGACACAGCCGUUUAUAAUGUCAUGAAUUUAGAUAAUGAGAUAAAUGAAUUUCAAGAAACAUCAAGUGUGCUCAAUGACUAUGAAUCGCCCGUGUUUUCUAAUUUACCAAACUUACCUACUGCGGGUUUGUUUGGUGUGACGGAUAAUAAUGAAAUGCCGAUAGCUGAAGCUACUGAGUCCAGCUCGGCUGUACAAAGUGAAACUUUGUCACCAACAAACCUUCCAAAUUUUACUGAAAUGGACUCAAAUACAUCACACGGUACUGUUAGCGAGAAUAAGAGAGCAAAUGAAGAGGGUCCAGUCCAUAGCCGGGACUAUAUGCCAAAACUUGAAGUUCUCACUGAACGGUUUGGUACUUCCUUUACUUUAGGGCGUACAGAUAACGGACCUUCAGGUUGUGAAAGGCCCAGAAACAAUGUAAAAACAUACAGAAAACGAAGAAUUCGAAGGAAAUCUAAACAUUGAAUCAGUAUGGUACAUAUAUCUCAACAUAUACCCGCACUUAAAACAAUUUGCCAUUCCAUCUACAUUACAAAUGGAAAGUCA
Ruditapes philippinarum (Manila clam) is the source of this 741-nucleotide messenger RNA. RefSeq lists its product as uncharacterized. Lineage: Eukaryota; Metazoa; Mollusca; Bivalvia; Venerida; Veneridae. The record is from RefSeq and is a predicted model, not a curated record.